This is a messenger RNA of Rhinocladiella mackenziei CBS 650.93, 2085 nucleotides long. RefSeq lists its product as uncharacterized. Gene Ontology annotation, molecular function: DNA-binding transcription factor activity. Gene Ontology annotation, cellular component: Ste12p-Dig1p-Dig2p complex; Tec1p-Ste12p-Dig1p complex; nucleus. Gene Ontology annotation, biological process: sexual reproduction; regulation of DNA-templated transcription. The transcript has 3 exons. NCBI's taxonomy places the organism in Eukaryota, Fungi, Ascomycota, Eurotiomycetes, Chaetothyriales, Herpotrichiellaceae. The coding region runs from base 1 to 2085 and encodes 694 amino acids. The record is from RefSeq and is a predicted model, not a curated record.
AUGUAUCCCUCAAGCGGUGCGCCAAUGGCUCAACCACAAAAGCCCGAGACCUUUAUGCUUUCGAAUGAGGCGCAACAAAGCUUGCCCCAGGACGCGCAAGUCGCUCUGCAGCAAGUCGACAAUCUGAAAUACUUUCUCAUUUCUGCGCCUGUGGAUUGGAGUCCAGACUCUCUUAUUAGGAGAUUCCUCCUUCCCACGGGCGAAUACGUUUCCUGCGUCCUUUGGAACAAUCUCUUUCACAUAUCCGGUACAGAUAUCGUGCGAUGUCUGUCUUUCCGGUUCCAAGCCUUUGGCCGACCUGUCAAGAAUCCUAAGAAAUUCGAAGAAGGCAUUUUUUCGGACCUGCGAAACUUGAAAUCCGGGACUGAUGCUUCUCUGGAAGAGCCCAAAAGCCCCUUCUUGGAUUUCUUGUAUAAGAACAACUGCAUUCGAACGCAAAAGAAGCAAAAGGUGUUUUAUUGGUACAGCGUACCUCAUGAUCGCCUGUUUCUGGACGCUCUUGAGAGAGAUCUCAAGCGCGAAAAGAUGAACCAGGAAGCCACCACAAAGGCAGUUGCAGAGCCAGCGCUCUCGUUCGAGUUUGACUCGUCUCAGUCACUCUUUGAGCAGCUCACCAAGGCCCAACAAGCCAGCUCGUCCUCUUUCGCGACCGCCAAUGCCAAUGUCACUUAUUCACAAUCAACUUCCCCUGUCCUUCGAGCGGCAGACUCUAUGCCCCCUCCGCAAAUGGCGCCUCAUAUGCCACGAUCUCAGGAACAGCCGCAAUCCAUAUAUACUAGCAUGGCUAUGCAGAACAAUGUGUCCAACACCAUCUCAACGACAGCGAUGUCGCGUGAGCAGGACUUCUCCCACGUCGCCUACGACCGAAAUGGUGUUGCCUAUGAUCGUGCUCAUAUUCGUCAUGCCUCUAUGCCAGCAUAUAUGGAAUACUCUCCGGCGCCGUCCUUCGUGUCUUCGCAUUUUGAAGACUACAGUACAAGAGGUCUCUCGUACGAGCCUAUCACUCCGCCUCAACAUGCGGUUCCGGCCGGCGCAGAGCCAGCUUACAUUGCCAACGAAGAUACCGGCCUCUAUUCUGCUAUCCCUGAAAUGCAGCCUAUGCCGGCAUAUAACCCAAUGGCUUCGCUACCACCGUCCACAAUGGCAGGCCCGACUUAUGCAACCGCACCACGUGCUUUUCCCGGUGCCAAUGUCUAUUCGGUGAUCGAGGGCUCUCCCACUUACAAAGCACGGAGACGACGAUCCUCGAUCCCCUCAUCCAUCAUGAAUGCCGUGGCUGCAAAUGCUGUUGCUCAAGUCACUCAUGGCAUGAAAGCUCAUGUCCCCCAAAGGCCGAGUGACCUUCGACGAUCAAUGUCAAGUUCAGUCCUUCCCAUCGCAGAGGGUGAUGAGUCAGCCGGUCAAUCUCCACCAGGGCUUGCUCAUAGCUAUGCAUCUUCGGUCGUCAAUCGAGAUCACCUCAAUGAUUUCUCCCGACAUACUACUCCAUUGCCCAGCCUUGAGGAAGACCCGUCGAAUUCAAUGGGGCUUGUGACUGGCGCUGAAACUAUGCCCGCUCUCACUGGAGAGGAUCUGCCUCCUUCAUCAAUGCAGCCCAGCCCUGCAGUCCGGUUGGAAAGACCAGGCCCGGUCCGAAGAGCACGAAGUGCAACCAUGAUGGAGCUUGGUGUACCAUAUAAGUCACAUUCAUGUCCAAUCCCCAGUUGUGGUCGACUUUUCAAGCGCCUUGAACAUCUCAAGCGCCAUGUUCGAACUCACACUCAGGAACGCCCUUACGUGUGUCCGUACUGCAACAAGGCCUUCUCACGAUCUGACAACCUCGCUCAGCACCGUCGUACUCAUGAAUCCCAACAAGAUGGUCAACCAGCUCCAGUGACCAGUGAGGAGGAGUUGGAAAAUGAAGAAAACGAGUUCGGUUCAAUCGAUGAACUCUCCUCCCCUGAUGAAGCUACCCGUCCCACGAGUGGUUCCGGGAUGAUGGCCAUAUCUAUGCCACCGCCAUCGACACUCGUUAUGCAACCAAUGUCGCAACCAAUGAUGGCACCUAGUCAACUUGUUCAACCUUCCAUGUUGCAGAAUCUGUAG